CAGCAAUUCUGGAACACAGCUAUGAUAUCAUCUCACCUGUAUGACAACAUUACAUAAAAAUAUACAAACCAAUGUAACAUACAAGGUGGAAACAUCACACAGGCACGUACUAUUUCUCUGUACUACUCUACUAAUAUUAUCUACAAAAAGAUUCAAAAAUUUUGUUUGAUAGCGUUUAGUCAACCAAUGAGGACAAACUAACAAAGGCUUCUGUAUCCUGAUUAGUCAGUCAAACGUCAUUCUAUCCAAUGAAUAGGAUUUUUCGCGUCCAUUGUUGAAGUCAGAUGAUUGUCAGCAUAUAAAAUCAUAAUAAAAUACAUCUCACAGAAAGUAGACGAAGUUUAACUAUGGACUAUUCCAAUGGAAGUUCAACUGCUAUUUGUGAAUUAUGUAAAAAGAACAAUCACUUGUACACCUGUCCUCAAUGUGGCAUAAAGUAUUGUGGGUUGGAAUGUUAUAAAUCAGAGGCACAUCUGGAUUGUUCUGAAAACUUUUACAAACAAUGUGUGAUAGAUGAAUUAAAAUAUCAGGAAAGUGAUCCAGAUAAUAGAAAAAAGAUGUUAGAAAUUCUUAAAAGAGUAGAGGCAGCAGAUUUAGGAGAGAUUUUAGAAGACAACGAAGAGGGUGAUGAUAUAUGUAAUGACGAAAAUUGUUCAUUGGAUUCAGAUGAUGAAGAACUUCUUGACUUGGAAACCAGAUUGCAAAAUGUUAAUUUUGAAAAUCCAGAUGAGCUUUGGUCAGUUUUAUCAGAUACAGAAAAACAAGAAUUUGAAUCACUAUUAAAGAAUGGAGAAUUGGAAAAAAUAUUGCCUGCCUGGACACCAUGGUGGGCUCAUAGUGUGCAAAAGAAAAUAACUGAGCUUAACAGAGAGAACAUUGAAGAUACAGAUGUUUCAAAACUUCCUGCUAUAGUAGAUGUACCUUUAUUUCCUGAAUUACAGAAAGCAUCUUCUUCUGUGCAGUUCAAUAUAGUAAAUGUGAUAUAUGCUUAUGCAUAUAUAGCUCUAUAUUAUUAUGGAGAUUAUCUGAACUGUUCGGAGGAUGCUACACAUGUCUUUCUAAUGAUAUGUGAAAAUAUGAGAAACAACACAAUCUUUGAAAACGCAGAUUCGGCAAUUGAAUCAGUUAUAAAAUGUAUAAAGAGUGUUGAGUGGUUGGCGCGAGAUAAACCAACUCUGGAAGCGUUGAGAGAAGCUGGAAAUUCCAUUAUGAGACCGGUUACUGGUGAGAAAACUAUUUACAUUUCUGCAGCACUCUCCGAACUUCAUAGAUUAUUGACAGCAGCUAAGACAGAAAUUUCAAAGGAUAAGAAUACAAACGUUAAACAGGGUUUUACAAAAAGAUUUCCGCAAAAGUAUUAUAACGGCAUACAUUUAUCCAAGAAAAGCAUAUUUUUGUCUUUGAAAAAAUUAGAGUAUUAUUUAUCGUAUGUGAAAACGUAUAAAAAUCUUGUGUGAAAAAAUAUAUAUGUAUAUAGAGAGCAAAGAAAAAUAAAAUUUUACAAAUUACAUAUAUGUUAUUAAUAUUUUUCCGAAAUAAUUGGUUAAAUAACGCUAAACUGAUCAAUAAAGAAAUGAAUAUACUGUUAGAAGAUGAUUUUUUAAAUAGAAAUUAUAUUGUGCGAUAUACUUUUAAAAGUUUUUCGACAUUUAUGAAAAUUCUUUGCUGUGUGUAUGCGUACAUACUUAAUCAGCUGAUAACGUGCGCGUGCGUGUCAAAAAAAAAAAAACACGUUGCUAUAAUGCGCUAUUGCACUUUGAGCGUCU
Messenger RNA from Pseudomyrmex gracilis, 1766 nucleotides. RefSeq names its product zinc finger HIT domain-containing protein 2. The record is from RefSeq and is a predicted model, not a curated record. Lineage: Eukaryota; Metazoa; Arthropoda; Insecta; Hymenoptera; Formicidae. The transcript has 5 exons. Bases 348 to 1457 code for a protein of 369 amino acids.